UCGUUGGGCCUGAUUUUAUCCCAAAUAAAACAGACGGAGUAUAAAUUGGGCCUAAGCUAACGAUUUCAAGAUCCAACGGCUGGGAGCGGGAGAUCACCAGAUGAAAACCCUAAUUAAAAGAAGAGAAACCCUAGAGCGCCCGGGCUCUUUCGUUCUUUCCUUUCUCCAUCUCUCCCUCUCUUCCCCCGGCUGCCGAACCGCCGAAGGCCUCCCUCCGGCCGUCGCCCCUCCGUCGAAGACCGGAGCCGGCCAUUGCCUCCCUCUGCCGAUUGCCGCUGCUCUGAAGGUUAUCAGGUUUUCAUGGCGGAAGAGGAGCCACAGCCCCUCACUUAUGUCCAUGAGACGGUGCUAAAGAAGAGGAAAAACAAUGAAGAAUGGGCUAUCAAGAGGAGGGAGCAAUUGGAAGCACGAAAGAAAAGAAACAAAAGGGACUUGAAACUCGCAAUCAAAAGGCCCGAGGAGUUUGUCAAGGAAUACCGUGAUAAAGAAUUGGACCACAUUCGGAUGAAACAAAGACUGAAGCUGCGGAAAUUGGCUUCUGACAGUCUUAAAUCUGAGUUACUUUUUGUUAUUUGUAUUCGUGGCUCAAGGGACAUGCAUCCUAGAACCCGAAAAAUCUUGGACUUGUUGAGGUUGAGACAUUUUUUAAGUGGUGUAUUUGUGAAGGCCAGUGAAGCGACUUUGAAAAUGUUACUCAGUGUAGAGCCAUUUAUCACCUAUGGCUAUCCUAACUUGAAGAGUGUGAGGGAGCUGAUCUACAAGAAGGGCUGUGGAAUGAUAGAUAAGCAGAGGGUUCCUCUCACAAAUAACAAUGUUAUUGAGCAGGCACUUGGAAAGUAUGGCAUCAUCUGUAUUGAAGAUAUCGUGCAUGAGAUUGCUACGGUGGGAUCACAUUUUAAAGAGGUGACCAAAUUCCUGUGGCCAUUUAAGCUUAAAGCCCCUGAGAGACGUCUGCAGUUGAAGAAAAAACCCCACAAGGAUGGUGGUGAUUCAGGCAAUCGUGAAGAGCGCAUCAAUGAACUCAUAGAUAAGUUCAAUUAAGGUGGUAUUUGGAGAUGCAUUAACGGCAUUCAUGUGAUGUAGCUUGACCAUCAUCAAUAGUCUUAAAAUUGUGAUUGAAAUCAGAGAUCUUAUUAUAUGUUUAUGGUAUUUGAACAUAUAUUCUCUGAUCCAUGACAAUUUUUCAUCUUUCUCCUAAGUUUUUUUCUUUCACUUUUGUAAUAGAUGUCAAGAAUUUAGCUGUUGAAGCCUGCAACUUAUGCCUGGUAUUUGUCUUGUUCAAACUUCGAGAGCAAUUCAUCGGUGAAUUAGUUGAUUAUUCUUGUUUUUGAGCUUAA
Molecule: messenger RNA, 1337 nt
Organism: Phoenix dactylifera (date palm)
Lineage: Eukaryota; Viridiplantae; Streptophyta; Magnoliopsida; Arecales; Arecaceae
Product: large ribosomal subunit protein uL30y-like
Biological process (GO): maturation of LSU-rRNA from tricistronic rRNA transcript (SSU-rRNA, 5.8S rRNA, LSU-rRNA)
Cellular component (GO): cytosolic large ribosomal subunit
Molecular function (GO): structural constituent of ribosome; RNA binding
Source: RefSeq, a predicted model, not a curated record